CUCUGGGUUGCAGAGGUGGCGGAAGAUAGGUUGGAAAGUGGAGCAGCAGUAGACAUGCAGGGAGUACAUAGAGGGUUAGGCCACACUGCACAUGGUGCGGAUUCACUGACUAGCCGCUGCUGUCCCGGCAAUGCAGGCACAGUGGCAGUUAUUCCCAGUGGAGCUCACCCUGUUGCACGAGCACCGGAAGUCUCCGAUUCGAGCCAAAGCACCAUGCCUUUAACGCAAAGGCCGGGGAUCCGACAUCACAGAUUCGCUCUUUCAGUGCCUUUCCCGACCUCUUUGGAGGCAGAAAUCGCCUGUGGGUCCCUAGCUCCUGAUGCCGAACCGCACCAAGGACUGUUGGGGAAGGAACUUAAAGUGAGCGGCUGCGUGCUGGAAGUACACUGGAUCUCGGAAGACUCUCGCCUCCUCCGAAUUUCCAUCAUGAACUUUCUUGACCAGCUUUCCCUAGUGGUGAACACCAUACAACGCUUUGGGCCCCCAGUUUCUCGUUAAGCCUGGCUGAGAGAAGGUGCUCAGGUUUGACCUUAUGUCCGGUCCCUCCUAAGCAGUACACGCAAGAGUCCAGAAAUAGUAGCUGCUACUUAAAUGUGGGGCCUAAUAUUUUUUGCCUGACUUGAUCUUCAGGUACUUAGGGGCCACUUGAUUAGUCUGGUGCUUAAAUGUUUGUUGCUGAAGAAAUAAAGCUGUGCUUCCAAUCUGUA
Messenger RNA from Arvicola amphibius (Eurasian water vole), 707 nucleotides. It is a transcript of the gene Lage3, whose product is annotated as L antigen family member 3. The record is from RefSeq and is a predicted model, not a curated record. Lineage: Eukaryota; Metazoa; Chordata; Mammalia; Rodentia; Cricetidae. Gene Ontology annotation, cellular component: EKC/KEOPS complex. Bases 55 to 498 code for a protein of 147 amino acids. The transcript has 3 exons.